AUGUCCAUAGACUUGACUCUCAUGAAGGCACGGCUCCCUCAGUGGCAGCUGGCUGCUGGAUUCCCCCCAUGGAGUGGUCAUCACAUCAGUGUGCUGGAGCUCAAAGUGGUUCACCUAGCUCUCCAACACUUCCAGCCCUACCUGAGACAAUUGAAGAAGAGGUUUUUCCUUGAGAAUCCUUUCCGCAAGAGAGACAGAGUGAUUCCCAAAUUCAGAGCCACAGCUAUGAGGAGAAAGAUCCAGGAGAAGGGUCCUUGUUGGUUGAUGCGUCGGAUGAACUUACUGGAGAACUACUGCAGCGACCUGCUCAGGUGUGACCCCUCCGUGACCCGCAGUUCAGAGGUCACUCGGUUCUUCAUGCCCAAAGACCACGACCUGCAGGCAGACUUCACCAAGAACAGCAUCAUGAUGCUGCCAUCGAAGGAGGGUGUGGGGAACAUGAGCGGGCAGCGUCUGAGCAUGGGCAAUAGGACACACGCCUUUGUUAGCCAGUCUUACCGCUGUGUGGGGCCCUACAACACCAAGGACACUAAGAACAGGCCCUUUAAAGUGGCCUUGGAUGAGAGGCUGGACGUGCUCAUCAAAGACCCGGCAGGCUGGUGGUUGGUGGAGAACGAGGAUAAACAGUUGGCCUGGUUCCCUGCUCCCUACCUGGAGAUGUGUGAGGCAGAGGAGGAUGAAGAUGAAAUGAAUGGAAUUCCCUUGGGGGGUGAGAUACUUCAUACGAACGGAAUCCCUUUUGUUGUUUUAACAAGCUUCCUGGUUUGUCCCUCAGGAACUCUCUACUGUGCUGUGAGGAGUUACUCCACUAACAAUAAUGACGAGGUGCCUGUUCCUAUUGGCUCUGUGGUAGAGGUGCUGAGGAAAUCAGAUGACGGAUGGUGGUUCAUCGGGUAUAAUGGAAGGAUGGGCUAUGUUCCCUCCAUGUACCUGCAGCCCUACAACAACCCACGUGCUGGCCUCCACACCCUGCAGAGGAAGCUGCACAGCUCCUCUCUCAAUCUGGCAACCCACAUGAACAGCUCUACUCUCAACCUGGCAUCAAGUGGUGGAAGCCAAUCUAGCAACCGCUACCCAGCCACCCUGUAUGAGGAGACAGAGCUUAAGGAGCAUACUACCCAGCCCAGGGGUAAUCCGUACCGGGCUCCCCAUCUCCAAAAGACCCGCUCUCUGGAGCUCCUGUCUGAGACCCGUCUCGGCAUGGCCGUCCCUCCAUCCCAAAGAGAGAGAGAAGACCUGGAGUCAAAGCCGAAUCCGGCAAUCCGCAAGAGCACCAUCAGCGGGAAAGAGUCCUCCAUCUCUGACUUCAGCUCGUCAGGCAUUGAAUCUCUGGGCCGGAGUGUCAGGGCAUAUUCCUCCGGUGAGGAGGACCCCCUAAGCCCCCCACACAGCCCCAAGUCCUCACCCGAGCCAGGGGAGAGGAAUAGUGGCCGCAGCCGCCCAGAUGAGAGCCUCUCCUCCAGCUCCAGGCCUGAGGCUGGAUCCUGUAAGAUGCCCACCGCUGCCCCAAUGGUGCCCACGCGACCCAGAGCCCAUGAGAUCCUGACUCGGUGUACCACUAUUACCCGCAAGGCUGCCCUGGCCUCCAGGGGGGAGUUAUCCCUGCAGGACCCCAUCCAGACCCACAAGAAAGGUUGGCAGCAGUGGUAGGGGAAGUGGGAGACAGGGUCACGGGGAGCCGUGGGGAGUGCUGGUUUUGGGGUUGGGUUUAAACUCGUCUCUCGUGGUCGACUUUACAUGUAGCGCAAUACUUGAGAGAAUGGCUCAUGAGAUUAUGGUUAAAUUAGCAUAAGAACGCCUAUGUUGUAUGCUACACUAACUAUGACUCCAUCCAACAAUUUUUAUGUGAGUAAUGUACCUAUCAAAUAAAAAACUCUUGACAGGCCUUUUAUCCAUAAUCAGAGUUAAGAUGGGAAGGAAACACAUUGUUCUUUAUUCAGUAACUUAAAAGUUAUGUGAGAAAGUACUUUUUCAGAUGUGUAAAGUCUCAUACGCUUUAGAUCUACCCCUUUGUAGUUCACCAAUGACUGGUUUGUUUGUAGCUGACCAAUGACUGGUUUGUUUGUAGUUGACCAAUGACUGGUUUGUUUGUAGUUCACCAAUGACUGGUUUGUUUGUAGUUGACCAAUGACUGGUUUGUUUGUUGUAGCCUACAUUUCAUUCUAUUGGUGUCUGAAGUCACUGUUAUUCCAUACUGGAAUUUUACUGUAACUAUUUACCAUUACUGUCUGUAUGCCUUAUAUGCAUGUCUAACUAAUAUAGUGUGCAUUAAACAAUAUCCUA
Oncorhynchus kisutch (coho salmon) is the source of this 2283-nucleotide messenger RNA. Its product is annotated as putative neutrophil cytosol factor 1C. The coding region runs from base 1 to 1650 and encodes 549 amino acids. Gene Ontology annotation, molecular function: superoxide-generating NADPH oxidase activator activity; phosphatidylinositol binding; protein binding. The record is from RefSeq and is a predicted model, not a curated record. The transcript has 8 exons. Lineage: Eukaryota; Metazoa; Chordata; Actinopteri; Salmoniformes; Salmonidae. Gene Ontology annotation, cellular component: cytoplasm. Gene Ontology annotation, biological process: superoxide anion generation.